AGCAUCUGACAAUUUUCUUGAAUUGCUUCUUUGAAUAUACUUCUGACUUCAUGAGUUCUAUUUAUUCAUCACCCUCUUUAAUGAGUCCGAGAGAUAAGUACUUGUGAAGGAUCUAAUUUUCUAUAGCAUGUGUAAUUGCAUUCGUUUUUUCCUAUUUGCAUCUUAUAAAUAUUUACAGAAUUCUUUUUGGUCGUACCACUCAUGAGCAUUUAAGGCAUUCACACAAAGCGACAGAAUUUGCAAUUUAUUUUUCAUUUGUUUCAACACCUCCGAAACCAUUUAUCUUGAUUCUGGUUGAUUUAAAAACAGCCUUGUGCUGACCUCAUUAAUAUAUAUUAGGUUACAGAUCAGAUGUCAAGAUCCAAGAGACGUGCAGAUAAUUUUCACAAUUGAUUAAGAAGACUAGGAUGAUAAUGGUCCUGUGAACUUGAAAGGAAGGGAAAGAAAAGUUACUUUGGCAUUGACCAGUGAAAAUUACAAUCAUGGAAAGAGGAAAAGAAAAUGAAGGAGAAAGAGACAAAGGGGAAGCAAACAACUUAUCGGGCUAAAAUUUGAUAAUGGAGCCAUUGAUUUGUUAUGUACGAGAAGGGAAAUCAAGUGAGUUACGAUCAAGCGGACUCGAUAUUGGUGGAGCCAUGGGGAGGCACUGGUGGAUCAGAAUGGAAUUACAUGCUGAAAUGUCCCAUUAAAGAAAUAUUGAUUGCUCAUGGAGAUUGUAUAGACUCCAUCAUGUUCAGAACCGUUACUGAACAAGGUACUACCAUAGACUCACCAAAGUUUGGUGCGGAUGGAUGUAGAGACAAGGUUGUUAUUGAGGCAAAUCCAUUGGAAUAUUUAACAGGCAUCAAGGGGACAUUUGGACGUUGCGGUAGCCAUUCGGUUAUAAAAUCUCUAUGUUUUAUAACUAAUGCAAAGAAUUAUGGACCAUUUGGGUCUGAGGCUGGUGGAACUCCAUUUUCACUUGUGAUGAGAGAAGGUGGAGCUAUUGUGGGAUUUCACGGGCGUUGUGGAGCGUACCUUGAUGCUAUUGGUGUUUAUUUGCAGAAACUUACUCCUGUUUCAGCAAAGGAACCUGCGGUUGAAGACACUGAAACCCGUGAAGUGUCAUUUUCUACCCUUCGCAAGGACACUCUCAAUGUUCUCGAUUUCAUAGAGAGCUUAAAGAAUGAAAAAAAUCAAAAAGCUGUUGACGUGGAUCUAACUGAAAAGCUGAAAUUGGAGCUGGACUUCCUCCUCCUGAAUCUCCAUCAUCUUUCCAAGUAUCGUGCUGAACAACUUUCUCUAUUCAUGACUGAAUAUGAGAUUCUUCAGAAUGUAUCUGGCAACAUAAGAGAUUUCCACAAGUUGAUAGUGAAUGGUUGCGUUGGGUAUGAGAUUGUUGAAUAUGCCUUACCUCAGUUUCAACUAAUGGGUGAGAGAGUAGGACUCUUCCUAUGGCAUAAUCGAAUUGGUGGACACUCUCGACUCUUCAAGCUAGCACAUCUAUUCGUGGAGAUUAUUCUAACUCAGUUGGAGGUUAUGCACAUAUGUUUUACAAAUUUGAAAGCUUCAACGUCAGCAGAAGUUGGACGCUUCAUUCAGCAGCUCUUAGAAACCUCUCCAGACAUUCUUAGAGGAUAUCUGAUUCAUCUACAAGACCACAUGGUAAAUGUUAUUACUGCUAGCACUUCAAGGACUCGAGACAUGCAUGUCAUGAUAGAGUUCCUAUUAAUCGUUCUUACUGAUAUGCCGAAGGAGUUUAUUCAUCAUGAUAAAUUAUUUGAUCUCUUGGCACAUGUUGGAGAACUUAUCAUGGAGGUAUCAACUCUUGUUCACGACUUAGAAGAGAAUUCAAGAAAUGAAGAGAGUACCAAUGGAAAAAACCAUGCAACCUUGGACUUGAUGGAAACUAUUGAACUCGUGAAAGGAGAUCUCAAACAUAUUUACUUAAAAGCCCCAGACUUGUCUCAACUCUGCUUCCCCAUGAGUGAUGGAUCCCUCUUCAUGCAUCUUCUCCUUAAACACUUAAAUGAUUUGCUCAAUUCCAAUUCUUAUUCAAUUGUUUUGAUAAAGGAAGAAAUUGGACGGGUGAAAGAAGAUCUAGAAUUCAUAAGAUCUAUCUUCGUGAAUAUUGAACAAAAUUUGUAUAAAGAUCUCUGGGCACAUGUUUUAGAUUUGGCAUAUGAGGCAAAAGAUGUCAUUGAUUCAAUUAUUGUACGAGAUAAUGGUCUCUUACAUCUUAUUUUCUCACUUCCCUUUGCCAUAGAAAAGAUCAAUCUUAUCAAAAAAGAAGUCUCCAAUUUACUUGAAAAAAUUCCCAAGAACACGAGCCUCAUUGUUGUAAACUCUCCCAACAAGCCAGUUGAAAGCACGUCAUCAUCAGCUGAGCAAAUAAUCGUAGGUUUUGAAGAGGAGACAGACUGGAUAAUUAGGAAUCUCACUGGUGGACCAAAAAUGCUAGAUGUCAUUUUGAUCACUGGCAUGCCGGGUUCGGGUAAAACUACUUUGGCGUACAAAGUGUAUAAUGAUAAGUCAGUUUCUAACCAUUUUGACAUCCGUGCAUGGUGUACAGUCGAUCAAAAAUAUGAUGAGAAGAAGUUGUUAGAGAACAUUUUUAAUCAAGUUACUAGCUCAGCUUUAAAAUUCAGUGAUAAUAUUGAUGUUGCUGAUGAGCUACGGAAACAACUAUUUGGGAAGAGGUACCUUAUUGUCUUAGAUGACUUGUGGGAUAAUACAACAUGGGAUGAGUUGACAAGACCUUUUCCUGAAGUUGAUAAAGGAAGUAGAAUUAUUUUGACGACUCGAGAAAAGAAAGUGGCUUUGCAUGCACAACGCCGCAGUAAUCCUCUCGACCUUCGGUUGCUAAGACCAGAAGAAUGUUUGGAGUUAAUACAGAAAAGGGUCUUUGGAAAAGAAAGUUUCCCUGAUGAACUAUUGGAUGUUGGUAAAAGAAUAGUCCAAAACUGUAAAGGGCUUCCUUUGGUGGUUGAUCUGAUCGCUGGAAUCAUUGCUGGGAAGGAAAAGAAAAAGCCUGUUUGGCUUGAAGUUCUAAAUAGUUUGAAUUCCUUUAUUUUCCAGAAUGAAGUGGAAGUGAUGAAGGUUAUAGAAUUAAGUUAUGACCAUUUACCAGAUCACCUAAAGCCGUGCUUGAUUCACCUUGCAUGUUAUCCGAAGGACGCAGAAAUUCGAGUCGAUCAUUUGAAACUUUUAUGGCCUGCCGAAGGAUAUUUGAGACAGAUAGAGAUGAAGAGUGUUGAAGAAGUGGUGGAGGUUUAUUUGGAUAAUUUAAUUUCCAGUAGCUUGGUUAUUUCUUUCAAUGAAAUAGGUAAGUACCAGACUUGCCGAAUUCAUGAUCUUGUGCAUGACUUUUGUUCCAUAAAAGCAAGAGAGGAAAAGUUGUUUGACUUCAUAAGUUCAAAUGCUCCAUCAUCAUCUUCUUCAGAUUUGAUGCCACGUCACAUGACAAUUAUAUAUAAUAAGGAGCACUUUAGACAUAACAAUUUUGUCUUGUUCGAUUCAAAAAAGAAAAGGUAUUCUGGUAAACACCUCUAUUCUUUGGAGAUAUAUGGACAUGAGAUGGACAACCGUCUUUAUGAUAUAUGUCACCUAAGACACUUGAGGCUUCUUAGAGUGUUGAUACUGUACGUCUCUUUUAUCAAGGUGAAUGAUUCUUUGCUGAAUGAAAUAUGUACAUUGGUUCAUUUGAGGUACCUAAACAUUCGGACAGAAGUUAAAUCUCUCCCUUCGUCUUUUUCAAAUCUCUUGAAUCUGGAAACUCUGUGGGUGAAUAACGAUGGACCGCCGUUGGUACUACUACCGACAAUUUGGAAUCUUGUAAAGUUGCGAGUGCUGGUGAUAUAUAAUUGUUCUUUCUUUAAUUUGGAUACAGAUGAACCAAUAUUGAUAGCAGAGGACUCAAAGUUAGAGAACGUGAGAUUAGUACUGGGACUCAAGCUUUCCUAUUCGAAAGACACAGAGGAUAUCUUCAAAAGAUUUCCCAAUCUUCAAGAGCUUCGUUUUAAUCUCAAGGAAUCAUGGGAUUGUUCAACAGAAAGAUAUUGGUUCCCAAAAUUGAACUUCCUAAAUGAACUAGAAAAGGUCAUAGUUACUUCUGAAAGUUCAAAUACAAAUGAUAGUGCGCCCUCUGUAGCGACAAAUCGGCUGUGGGAUUUUCACUUCCCUUCGAGUUUGAAAAUAUUGUGUUUGCGUAAGUUUCCUUUGACAUCCGAUUCACUAUCAACAAUAGCAAGACUGCCCAACCUUGAAGUGCUGAACCUUGAAAACGCAAUCAUCGAGGGGGGAGAAUGGAACAUGGGGGAGGAUGACACCUUCCAGAAUCUCAAAUGUUUGACAUUGCAGCUAGUGACUCUUGCUAAGUGGGAGGUCAGAGAGGAAUCCUUUCCUGUGCUUGAGAAAUUACAAUUGUGGGACUGUCGUAAGCUUGAGGAGAUUCCGCCUAGUUUCGGGGAUAUUUAUUCAUUAAAAAUUAUCGAACUGUGGAGGAGCCCUCAACUUGAAGAAUCUGCUCUGAAGAUUAAGCAAUAUAUUGAAGAUAUGACGGGAGAAGACAAGCUUCAGGUCUGUUAUUUACAGGUCCCUAGUGAGUCUUGAGUGGUCUUGCCAAGGGAAAAUAUAACACAUGUAAGGAAUACAUCCAGCUUUAAUAUUUAGAGGCUAAUGCAGUCUCCCUGCUAUUUCCCUCCUUUUCAUAUACUCUGUUGAGUGGUGAAUAAGUGAUGGAUUUGUAUUGAUAUCAAUUAUUACUAUUGGACUUUUAUCUAAUUUCCCCACUUUUUUUUUUCAUUUUGUGUGCUUAUGAUAAACAGAAAGGUACUCUAGUUAUGUAUUCCAAAGUUAAGUUCUUUUCAAA
Messenger RNA from Nicotiana tabacum (common tobacco), 4849 nucleotides. The record is from RefSeq and is a predicted model, not a curated record. Lineage: Eukaryota; Viridiplantae; Streptophyta; Magnoliopsida; Solanales; Solanaceae.